AUGGACUUGGAUAGGCGCAGGGAGGAUGCUCGAAAUCCAAAACGCAAACCACGCUUGAUGGAGGAAGACGAGUUGCCAUCUUGGAUCAUCAAAGACGAUGCUGAAGUUGAAAGGCUUACGUGUGAAGAGGAGGAGGAAAAAAUAUUUGGGAGAGGGUCCCGUCAACGUAGGGAUGUGGACUACAGUGACGCUUUGACAGAGAAACAGUGGUUAAGGGCAAUUGAAGACGGCAACUUGGAAGAAAUGGAAGAGGAGGUUCGGCUUAAAAAACGUAAAAGGAGAAGAAAUGUGGACAAGGAUUCGGGCAAAGAAGACGGCGAGAAGGCAAAAAAGAGGAGAGGAAGGCCCCCAGCUGAAAAAUUGUCACCCAAUCCACCUAAAUUGACAAAGCAAAUGAACGCCAUAAUUGAUACAGUGAUCAAUUAUAAGGACAGGUAA
This is a messenger RNA of Protobothrops mucrosquamatus (brown spotted pit viper), 438 nucleotides long. Its product is annotated as probable global transcription activator SNF2L2. Bases 1 to 438 code for a protein of 145 amino acids. Gene Ontology annotation, molecular function: histone binding. The record is from RefSeq and is a predicted model, not a curated record. The transcript is spliced from 2 exons. Lineage: Eukaryota; Metazoa; Chordata; Lepidosauria; Squamata; Viperidae.